Messenger RNA from Drosophila teissieri, 1409 nucleotides. RefSeq lists its product as uncharacterized. Lineage: Eukaryota; Metazoa; Arthropoda; Insecta; Diptera; Drosophilidae. Bases 25 to 1278 code for a protein of 417 amino acids. The transcript is spliced from 3 exons. The record is from RefSeq and is a predicted model, not a curated record.
AAAGAAAAAAAAGAAGAAACUACAAUGGGAACCGGCAGCAAGAACUACCAGGCUCCGGAAUGGCUCACCGCCGAAUUCCUGCAGGAUGUGCUGAAGGAGCACUUCAAGGAGGAGCAGCUGGCGGUCACCGAGCUGCUGGUGAAGAGCGCCCAAGUGGGCGACCAGGCGGCGGGAUUUGCCAGCGAAAUGCAUCGGGCCAGCUUCAAUCUACAGAGGGGCACUGCACCCAAGAGCAAGUUUUCGGUGAUUGUGAAGGAUCAUCCCAAGGGACAAACGGGUGCGGUGGCCCAGAGGAGCAAGCUCUUCAAACGCGAGAUUCUGGCAUACAAGGAGGUGCUACCACGUGUUCAGGCACUGCUCCAAUCCAUCGGAGAUCAAACGAAAAUUGCACCCACCUGUUAUUACACCACGGAAGCGCCGGAGCCAUUCCUGAUUCUGGAGGACAUGCAGCUGUCCGGCUUCGAGAACUUCGAGAGUGGUCGCCUGCUGAACCUGGACUACGUACUGCCCACCAUCGAGAAGGUCGCCAAGCUGCACGCCUGCAGCGCCCUCAUCGCCCAGGAGAGCCCCGAGGUGCUGGAGUUCUUCGACGAGGCGCCCAUCUCCCGGAAUCCCGACCGUCGUGACUUCCUCACCUUCUUCCCCGUCAACAUCCGCUGCGUGGCCGAGGAAGUGGCUCACUGGAAGGGCUACGAGGAGAUCACCGAGAAGAUGUUCAAGCUGGCCGAGAAUGUCCUGCAGAGAGCGCUGUCCAUGUUCGAGAGCUCUGGCAAGGACUUGCGCGUCUUCAACCUCGCCGAUCUGUGGAUCAACAAUCUCUUGUUCCACAUCAACAACGAGACCAAGGAGCCAGACGAUGUGGUCGCCUUGGACUUUCAGUUGGCCUAUGUGGGAUCCCCAACCAUUGAUCUCAAUUACUUCCUCUACGGAUCCUUGAACGAGAAUGUACGUAAGGUCCACUUUAAGUAUAUAGUGCUGAAAUACCAGAGAGUGCUGCAGCAGACCCUGGAGAAGCUGAACUUCAAGGGACACAUUCCCACUCUUAAGGAACUCCACAUCGAGUUGAUCCAGACCAGUCUUAUGGGUGUCAUUGGCGCCACUUGCCUGACUCCCCUGAUCUUCCGGGAGGGAGCUGGUUUCGAGAACCUCGAGGAUCUGAACUCUCGCACUGAGAGCGGUGAUCGUUUCCGCCGGGAAAAUGUGGAAAACCCCAAGUACCGCGCUUUCCUACAGCGAACUAUUAAGGAGUUCGAGCUCUCAGGAUUCUUGGAUGAAUAAUAUGCACAAGGAGAAAGAAGAUUUCGUUACAUUCGAUCAAAAGUAUUCGGGCUUCCACAUAGAGUAAGCUUUCCAGACAAAUAUUCCAUGAGUAUUUUUACACCCACAUUAAAGACAAAUUAUUUGAUUUG